AUGACCCCCAGUUCUGAUGAUGUCUAUCAUAUGAUGGACGAAAGCUUAGCACGUUUUAAUCCGAAACGAGGGAGGAAGUCUCGUAGACUGCGUCAACAUGAAUAUCGUAUAAAGGCCAAACAGCUGCAGUUCAACGCGAUUUAUCCGUCCUCAUCUGGUGAGAACGGUCAACGAAUCUUUUCUUCAUUCGCUUUCAUGCGGACUGAAAGUCCCUCUGAUAAUUUGAUUGAGUUUCUCAAUUUUAUUGACCUUCUUGAUGAGCGAAUUAAAAUUACAAAAAAGGUGGAGGAGGAAGAAAUACUACCCCUCCUAGAUCUUUAUGCGGCACCCGCUUCACAUAAACAUGUUAAGGAUUAUGAUGACGAUUCUCUUCUGUCUUCCGAUCUAUCCUGCAUGCAGCUUUCCAAGGUCACUCGCUUUCUUGGUUUGCUAAGUUUUAUUGGGCCUAAACUCUUUGCCUUACCGCAUAGCCUGGCGGAGGAUAUUCAGCGAAACUUGGCCUGUCUAACACCUAUUCCUACACAAACUCAAGCAGACGUACCAUCGUUAUCUUCCCAUAAUCAACAAUUGCGGAAAGAUGAAGAGGCUCUAAUGAUAAGCCAUAAAAAUAAGCAAUUUAUGGACAAACGGGUACAGUUGUUUAAAAGUCAAGACUUGGCAGAAAGAACUAGUAUUUUCCAUGAUGUAGCCGAUAGCACGAUGCCAAAAUAUCACAGAAGUUUGCUCAUAAAGCCGACAGAGUGUGUUCGAUGUUCUAUUCGAAUGGGCGUAGGUAACAUUCAUUCCUCCGAUCAUACUUCAGGUUGGCUUGCUAGAAUGAAAAGAAAUAAUGAUUGCAAUUAUUGUGGUCUUGCUGUUUGCGAAGGGAAUGAGGCUAAGCAUGAUAGUUAUAGUAAUGAAGCUAAGGAAGAAGGAAGAAAAGAAGAAGAAUUUAGGUCGCACCCGAGCAAAACGAGGCUAUUGACCCGCCGACAUCGCGGUUGUUCAUCAUUCAAUCUCAAGUCUACUGGUCUAUCCAACCAAGGUUUUUCCGAGUUGCUGAACUCUCUUCCUACAGGCAAGCUUUUCAGUCUAUGCAGCAAAUAUUUACCGCGUAAAAUAAUAAUAUUUGAAUUAAGAUUAAUGUAA
Molecule: messenger RNA, 1128 nt
Organism: Protopolystoma xenopodis
Lineage: Eukaryota; Metazoa; Platyhelminthes; Monogenea; Polystomatidea; Polystomatidae
Source: the annotation of a GenBank genome assembly